AUGGCCUCCGACACCGCGCCGCCAAAUGGCGGCGAAAACAUCUCCGCGGUAUCUCCGAAAUUAAAGGGCCGACAAUUCUAUGAGAGCAUAGGAAGUCCCAAGUAUAUCGUGGCUCCCAUGGUUGAUCGUUCGGAAUUUGCAUGGCGCAUGCUCACUCGAUCCUUCAUGACUCCAGACGAACAGAAAUCUCUUCUCGCAUAUUCCCCAAUGUACCAUGCACGACUGUUCGGUGAAAUGCCACGCAUGCGUGUGCAACACUUUCAACCGACUCGCGAAGCCAUCGGUGAUAUGGCCAACAAGGACGAACUCUUUCUCGACGGAAACCCGAAAUUCGACCGCCCGCUCUUCGUGCAAUUCUGCGCAAAUGAUCCGACCGAGUUCCUGGAGGCGGCGCGCCAUGUCGCACCUUAUUGUGAUGCCGUUGAUUUGAACCUCGGUUGUCCGCAAGGCAUUGCGAGAAAGGGUCACUACGGAGCUUUCCUCCAGGAGGACUGGGACUUGAUAUACAAGUUGAUUAACCGGCUUCACACUGAACUUUCUGUUCCGAUUACUGCCAAAUUUCGCAUUCAGGAGACCAAGGAAAAGACCUUGGAAUAUGCGAAAAUGAUUCUUUCCGCCGGCGCAAAUAUCAUCACUGUACACGGGCGCAGACGAGAGCAGAAGGGCCAUGAAACUGGGUUGGCGGAUUGGAGCUAUAUUCGUUAUUUGCGCGAUAACCUUCCACCGGAGACCGUCAUUUUUGCCAAUGGCAAUAUUCUGAACUAUGAAGACCUUGAGAAGUGUCUCGAGGCAACCGGUGCAGAUGGUGUGAUGAGCGCCGAGGGUAAUUUAUCCGACCCAACUAUCUUUAGCAAGCCACCUCCGGUCGGAAGUGAAGGGCGUGAGUACUGGCGAGGACGCGAUGGGAAGGGCGGUUACCGUAUCGAUGCGAUCCUCCGACGCUACUUUGACAUCAUCUACAAAUACGUCCUCGAGCAGCCAGCGCCAGAACGAAAGCCUCUCUUCCUCCCAUCCGACCCUGUGGACGACGCGGAAGAAAUCACAGAGCCUGAAGAGCCCGAAAGUGGCCCGCCCAAGAAGAAGCAGAAGCGGGAAAAGAUCAAAAAGCCCCAUUCUCCCAGCCUGGGUGUUAUGCAGGGACACUUGUUCCAGGUGCUUCGGCCGAUGGUCGCGAGCCACACGAAUGUUCGAGAUGCUUUGGCCCAGUCGCGGCCUGGCGAUAUGGCCGCCUUUGAAAAUGUAUUGGCUUUGGUUGAGCGUGCGGUCCAAUCAGGACUGAAGGAGUAUGAAUCUUCUCCAGAGAAGUUUGAGAAGAAGUCUGAUGAGACCUUGACGGGAUCAAAGGCCACUAUUGCCGAGUAUGGCCGACCUUGGUGGAUCUGCCAGCCUCAUAUUCGGCCAUUGCCCGAGGAAGCUAUGGAAUCAGGUGCGCUUACUGCCAAGGGCAAGACCACUGUCGCGAAGGAUGCCAAGGAAGAGAAGGAACCCCUCGUUGAUAUCAACACCCCUUCUUCCGGGACGGCAACACUUGUUGAUGGAACUGAUACGUCUGCCACUCUCACUCCCGAUCGUCUUGUGAGUGGAUGA
Molecule: messenger RNA, 1587 nt
Organism: Penicillium maclennaniae
Lineage: Eukaryota; Fungi; Ascomycota; Eurotiomycetes; Eurotiales; Aspergillaceae
Product: tRNA-dihydrouridine synthase family protein
Exons: 2
Coding region: 1-1587 (528 amino acids)
Biological process (GO): tRNA processing
Molecular function (GO): tRNA dihydrouridine synthase activity; flavin adenine dinucleotide binding
Source: RefSeq, a predicted model, not a curated record